This is a messenger RNA of Cryptomeria japonica (Japanese cedar), 576 nucleotides long. RefSeq lists its product as uncharacterized. The transcript has a single exon. The record is from RefSeq and is a predicted model, not a curated record. Lineage: Eukaryota; Viridiplantae; Streptophyta; Pinopsida; Cupressales; Cupressaceae. Bases 1 to 576 code for a protein of 191 amino acids.
AUGGAGGUGUAUCAGGAGGCACUUGCAGCUAGUCACAUCAAAGAUCUAAAUAGGACUUACCCUCCUACCUUUGAUGGCUUAGGUAGUGGCAUGAAGGAAGAGACAUGGUUAUUGGACUUGGGUAGGUGUUUUUCUAUGCGUCAAUGUAGUAGUAACACCAAGGCGAGAUGUGCAAUUUUAAAUCUUCAUGAUUUUGUAACAACAUGGUGGCACAUGGAGGAACAUAAGUUGCAUUUGGACAUAGCAGAGAUAUCUUGGGAAUUAUUCUUGGAGCGGUUUCAUGCUAGAUUUCUUUCAAAUCAUUGGAGGCAGAGGAAGGCCGAUGAGUUCCAUGAUUUGAGACAAAAAAGGAUGACUGUGGAGCAAUAUGAGUGUAGAUUCUUUGAGCUUAGACAAUAUGUUGGAUAUGCAGAUGAUGAGCUGAUGUUGAUUCAACACUUUGUGAGAGGUCUUAAUGAUCGUAUUGGUGGAGAGGUUUGGAUGCACAGACCUAAGACCUUAGAGGUAGCUAUGGAGAAGGCAAGACUAGCAGAGGAGAAUCUUUCAUUAGCACCAGGGGGAGAAAUUGGAGGAUAG